AUAUACAUUUAGUUCCAUCACUAAUUCUCGUCAAAAACAAAAAAUUAGUUUGUGUUGCAGGUCGUCUGUUUAUUUUUAAAAAAUGAGCGAUCCAAACGUACCAAGAGGAGCGCUAAGCUUGCAGAAUGUGCUCAAAUAUACGGUGCAACAUCAUGAUGAAAAUGCCGAGCCAAAAUUGAAUGAAGCACCAGAUGUUGAGAGAAAGGAAUUCUUGGCAAAUGCACUGAAUGCCAUGACAACAGAUGCUACAGCGGCUCUGAAAGCAGCUUUGCUCAUACUGAAUAGUGACGAAGCCAGCACAGAAGACCAAAUCGAAAGUCUAGAUGCCAUAAGGAGCUACAUUGACGAUAUAGAUAAUGCCAUCACCCUGGUAAAAUUGGGGGGAACCGCAACUUUACUUCGCUAUAUAAAGGAUUCAGAUAGUGAAGUACGAGUCUCGGCACUCAAUACAGUUGCUGAAGUGGCACAAAAUAAUGUAUUUUGUCAAAAUGCCCUCAUAAACGAUAAGUUUCUGCCUGUUCUCACAAAAAAUUUGAGCAAUGCCAAUCAAGAAAUCGUACGGAGUUCCAUUUAUGCGAUAUCAUCGUUGGUACGAAACUUUCAGCCGGGAUAUAAUGAGUUCAAGCGAAUAAAGGGUAUCAGUGCCUUGAUACCCUGUCUGAAGUCCACGAACUCAAAUGUCUACAUAAAGGCUGCAUUCCUUAUUGCAUCUUUAACGUCGGGCGACAAGUCGGUGAGAGAUGACUUUGUGAAAGCAGAGGUAUUUCCUGUGCUGGUGGAAAACCUAAAACCCAUCGAAGAAUUCGAUGUCAAGCAAGAAACUACCCUGUUUGCACUAUCGUCCCUUUCGUUGGAAUCUGAUUUAAAACUUUCCACAGAGAAACGCAAUGAAAUCUUGUCCACUCUCCAGCUUAUUAUUUCCAAAAACAAACAGACGGAAAAUUGCGAAGAAAUGGUUAACUAUGCAAGAAAUAUAGUGGACAACUUAAAUGCACGUUGAGCGUUAAAAGAAAUAAAUUUUACACGUUAAUAGGAAGCUGAAUAAAAACUUUUGACAAA
Molecule: messenger RNA, 1059 nt
Organism: Drosophila elegans
Lineage: Eukaryota; Metazoa; Arthropoda; Insecta; Diptera; Drosophilidae
Product: hsp70 nucleotide exchange factor FES1
Exons: 5
Coding region: 83-1000 (305 amino acids)
Source: RefSeq, a predicted model, not a curated record